GGGCGUCGCCAUUUUGUUUGUUUUAGUGAAACUGUACAGUGGGAGGAGAGUGAAAGCUACCAUAGAAACGGUUGCUAAAUACGGAAAGCUACGAUAGGACCGUUCCGCGUUCAGCGUCCCCCACCACCUCAGUGUGAGACGGUGCCGGGACGAUGUUUUACGCCCACUUUGUCCUCAGCAAACGUGGGCCGCUCGCCAAAAUCUGGCUGGCGGCCCACUGGGAUAAGAAGCUGACCAAAGCACAUGUGUUUGAGUGCAAUCUGGAGAGCAGCGUGGAGAGCAUCAUCUCUCCAAAGGUAAAAAUGGCUCUCCGUACUUCUGGUCACUUACUGCUGGGCGUGGUGAGGAUCUACCACAGAAAAGCCAAGUACCUGCUGGCAGACUGCAAUGAGGCUUUUAUUAAGAUUAAAAUGGCUUUUCGCCCAGGUGUGGUCGACCUGCCUGAGGAGAAUCGCGAAGCCGCGUACAACGCCAUCACGUUACCAGAGGAGUUUCACGACUUCGAUCAACCUCUUCCAGACCUUGACGACAUUGACGUUGCUCAACAGUUCACCCUGAAUCAGUCCCGUGUGGAGGAGAUCACCAUGAGAGAAGAAGUGGGAAACCUCAGUCUCCUGCAAGAGAAUGAUUUUGCUGAUUUUGGGAUGGACGACCGGGAGAUGAUGCGGGAGGAAGGUGCAUUUGAAGUGGACAUCAUCCACGGAGCAUCUGCAUCAAACCUGCUGCUGGAGUCAGAGUCCAGUAGCGUACAGAUCGCUGACAAAACCAACCACCUGGAGUACGACCAGUACAAGGAUGACUUUGGAGACAAUCCAAUGGAGAGCACUGAAGGAGGCAUGCUGGUGGACAAGCUGCUCAGCAAUGAGGACGGAGGGGGUAUUUUUGACGAUCCUCCAGCCAUACCUGAAGGUGUGAUGAUGCCCCAAGACCACGGUGCAGAUGACGACGAUGAUUUUGACAACCUUUCACCUGCAGGAGGUCCAGACAGCCCUGAUUCUGGCCCUGUGGAGCCUUUGCCCACCAUGACAGACCAGACUGAACAGACCACACUAGUCCACAAUGAAGAGGAGGCCUUUGCUUUGGAGCCCAUCGACAUCACAGUGAAGGAAACCAAGGCGAAAAGGAAGAGGAAGCUGAUUGUGGACAGUGUGAAGGAGCUGGACAGUAAGACCAUCCGUGCCCAGCUGAGUGACUACUCUGACAUUGUGACCACGCUGGAUCUGGCUCCCCCCACCAAGAAGCUGAUGAUGUGGAAGGAAACCGGUGGCGUGGAGAAGCUCUUUUCUCUGCCAGCUCAGCCCCUCUGGAACAGCAGACUGCUCAAGAUGUUCACUCGCUGCCUGACCCCUCUGGUGCCCGAUGAGCUGAGGAAGAGGAGGAAGGGUGGAGAAGCAGACAGUCUGGAUGAGUUCCUUAAAGACCUGGAAAACCCUGAAGUGCCACGAGAAGAAGCCCUGAAUCAGCAAAGAGACAUCAUCGAUCAGACCAUCUUGGAGGAGCCCAGUGUUUUGCAGGCUUCAGCCAUGGAGGGCAGUCGCACCACCCUCGACGAGUCCGUCAUGCCUCCUCCAUCUGGACCCCGCGGACAAAAGCGCAAAGCUCAGGACGGAGAGCCUGCCUUGCCUAUGCUGGAGGAUGAUCGUUCCUCCAUUGUGUCUACGCAACACGUGAGCCUGCCACAGGUGGAGCUUCCUCCUGAAGAACCAGUCAACAUCGCACAGCUCAUCCCUGAUCUCGACCUGAUAGGAGAGAAGAGCAAAGACAAGAAGGAUGACGAUGAUGAAGAGGAGGAGGAAGAAGGUCAGAGCGGGGACCAGGAUCAGGAGGAAAGGAGGUGGAACAAGAGGACGCAGCAGAUGCUUCACGGUUUACAGAGAGUCAUUGCUAAGACUGGAGCGGAAUCCAUCAGCUUGCUGGACCUGUGCAGAAACAACAACAAGAAGCAAGCGGCUGCUAAGUUCUACAGCUUUCUGGUGCUAAAGAAACAGCAGGCGGUGGAGCUGCGACAGGACGAGCCCUACAGCGACAUCAUCGCCACCCCGGGCCCCAGAUUUCACAUCAUAUAGACUCUUUACAGUCAACAGAUUUGAUUCUUUUUAAUGGUUUUGUUUGUAUAUGAUGUGUUAUGUGUAUCCGUGCAUGUGCAUUUUUCACAACACAGGCUCACAGGAUACGCACCCCUGUCUAUUAUUCUGGAGAGCGCAAAUCAUGUAGCCAGAGGUAAAAUAAACGAUACAGGGCGGUGUGAAGCCACCGACAGCUUCUGUUCCUUUUAGCGCUACCAGCUGACCGCUUUCCCACUUGUUGACGGUUUUUCUGGUGCUACCAGUUUGCCCAGUAGCUUACCGCGUACAUCGGUAGAAAGUUGACUGUGACAACAGUGUUUGAGUCCGGCGAAGAUUAGUUCCAGAAACCAGGUAAUACAAUAAAUUAAUAAACAACAAGAUGAAAACGUGGUGAAAUCACGAAGCCGCGACAGCUUUUCUUUUUCUAGAUUGCUUUUGAAAACACUAUCGGUUGGGUUUAGGAUUGGGGUGAGGAUUGGGGUGAGUGGGUCAGUCGGUUGACAGCAAGCUGGUCUGGUCAGCUGAAGUCUAUAUUCAACAUAGGCUCAUUCUGAAAACAUAGCCCUAUAUACAAUUCUGGAGAUCGCAAAUCAUGUAGCCAGAAGUCCAUAUGGCUGCAUUUCGUUUUUAAAACGAACACUACCUCCGUAUGGACGGCUUUCCUCGCUGUUACCAGUUUGUCCAGUUAGGUCGCCAUGUACGUCUGUGGACUUGACACGCAGAGAGGAGUUGACCGGGAUGACAGGGUUCGAGUUCGGUGGGGAAUGGUUCCAGAAAGCACAAAAACAGAACCAAA
Messenger RNA from Danio rerio (zebrafish), 2862 nucleotides. NCBI's taxonomy places the organism in Eukaryota, Metazoa, Chordata, Actinopteri, Cypriniformes, Danionidae. The record is from RefSeq and is a predicted model, not a curated record.